AUGGCAUCCUCACAGGUCCAUCAACUCGUCGUCAGACUCAAGUCAUGUGUGCAAGACACAAGGCCAGCCGAUCUCGCCCUGGUCGCGCUGGCAGCUGUCGCUCUCACUCUCCUGACCACAUGUAUUUACCGACUCUACUUCCACCCACUCGCACGCUACCCUGGGCCGUGGUAUAUGAAAGUCACUUCGCUGUAUGAUUUCUACAUUGGUGUCGGGGAGCGCAGACAUCUCCAUAUCCAUCAUUUGCAUCAGAAAUAUGGCCCCGUGGUUCGGUACAGCCCGAAUGCUUUGGCCUUUAACGAUCCCCAAGCCUUUCGAGAUAUCUACGGGUUCAAACGCAAUUUUCGGAAAGCAGACGCCACGACCGUCGGCGCUUCUGGCCACCCGGACGCACGAAAUACAUUCAGCGAGCCCCUGACAGAAAACGCUAUGAAGAAGAGAAGGAUCCUGUCACAGGGUUUCUCGGAGUCUGCUUUGAGAGAUGCUGAAGAAUUCAUGAUUGAAAAGAUCCAGAUCCUGUGUAAACAGCUGAUCAACCCCGAGACAGAAAAGGCCAAAGACAUGUCGCUGUGGUUGAAUUACCUGGCCUACGACAUCAUGGGCGAAGUCGUCUUUGGGAAGAGCUUCGACAUGUUGACGAACCCGUCCUUGCGCUAUGUGUUGGACUUGAUCGAUUCCAUGGUGUUUUCAACUCUCCUGGGAGGCAUCGCACCCUGGAUCUACAGGAGUGGUUUGAUCAACGUCCUCUUCCCGCGGCUCCUGCGUACCCGCACCAAAUUCAUCGCCUACGUGGCUGGUGUCGUGCAGAACAGAAUUGCAGCCGAAGCUGAUGCCGCCGCCCAAGGACGACGCAAGGACUUUUUCCAUUAUCUGCUCAACGCCAAAGACGCAGCCACGGGCAAGCCGUUGCCGAUCGAGUUCCUCUUCUCCGAGGGCGUCUUGUUGGUCGUCGGCGGGAGCGACACCAGUACAUUGUCUCACACAGGUCUAGCCGCCACCCUUUUCUAUCUGCUCAAAUACUCCCAGUGUAUGGAGAGGCUGCGUCAAGAACUCGACGCCAAGUUCGACUGCGUCGAUGAGAUCAGAUCAGGCGCGAAGCUGGCUAGCUGUGUCUACCUUCGAGCUUGUGUGGACGAGGCGCUGCGCAUGGCACCUCCAGGUCCUGGAUUACUUCCCAGGGCGGCCUUGAAGGGCGGAGAAACCGUGAAUGGAGAGUACAUCCCAGAAGGUAUUGACGUCGGCGUCGGCUGGUGGGCCCUUGCGUACAACGAAAAGUACUUUCCCGAACCAGACAUGUUCCGACCAGAGCGAUACCUCACGAGUGACGGGAGUACGGACGAAGACACCGCUACGGCAAAAGAUUGCUACUGGGCGUUUUCCAUGGGGCCCCGAAAGUGUCCCGGCAUCAAGAUGGCGUAUCAGGAACUCUACAUCACGAUUGCGAGGCUGGUUUAUCUUUUCGAUAUGCACCCGGAGCGGCCAGAAGAGUUGCAGAAGAACUUUGAGCUUCUUGAUCAUUUCAGUAAGUGGGAUAUCACCCCCGACCAUGUAAUCUCUGGAGAGAUAUUGAUGAGUGGCUAG
This is a messenger RNA of Fonsecaea pedrosoi CBS 271.37, 1581 nucleotides long. RefSeq lists its product as uncharacterized. The record is from RefSeq and is a predicted model, not a curated record. The coding region runs from base 1 to 1581 and encodes 526 amino acids. The transcript is spliced from 9 exons. Gene Ontology annotation, molecular function: heme binding; oxidoreductase activity, acting on paired donors, with incorporation or reduction of molecular oxygen; iron ion binding. NCBI's taxonomy places the organism in Eukaryota, Fungi, Ascomycota, Eurotiomycetes, Chaetothyriales, Herpotrichiellaceae.